CCUGCUGUGUUCAUCCAGCUCUACACCUUGUUAUCUCAGAUUCUCCAGCAUCUGCAGUUCCUACUAUGUCUGAAACAAGCUUUCAUGGUUACUUCUUUUUCCUCAUCCUUCAAACAAUCAGAUAUAUUCUGCUUAGUUUUACAAACUGCCUUUUUUUUGUAUUGUGUCUCACUCCAGUUUUUUUGUUUUGUUUUUUAAUUUAAUGAAUUAGCAUGUUUUGGAAAGGAGGGAACUGAAACUGGUGUCGCGUCAGGACCUGAAUAUCAUUGAGUUUUAAAAUGGAAGGAAAAAGCAUCGUUUACAGUGGGGAGAAACCAUACAGUUGUGCUGUGUGUGGGCGAGGCUUCAGCCAUUCAUCUGGACUGUCGAGACAUAAGCUCAGUCACACUGGGGGAAAACCAUGGAAAUGUAGAGACUGUGGCAAGGCAUUUGCAUCCCCCUCUGACCUGGAAAGGCAUCGGCGCAGUCACACAGGGGAGAGGCCAUUUUCCUGCUCGGUGUGUGGGAAGGGAUUCAAUCAGUUGUCCAACUUGUUGCAACACAAGCGAGUUCACACUGGGGAGAGACCUUUUAAAUGCCUAGACUGUGGGAAGUGCUUUAAAAGUCCUGGGGAACUGAUGUCCCAUCAACGUGUUCACACUGACGAGAGACCGUUCAGAUGCUCUCACUGUGACACUCAGUUCAAGUACUCAUCUGACCUCACUGUCCACCAGCGAGUUCACACUGGGGAGAAACCGUUCACCUGCUCAGAGUGUGGGAAGGCAUUCUCUCAGUUAUAUAACCUAUUGACACACCAGCGCGUUCACAGUGACGACAGACCUUUUAAGUGUUCAGACUGCGGUAAGUGCUUUAAAUGUUCAGGGAACCUGAUAACACAUCAACGUGUUCACAGUGAUGAGCGACCUUUUAAAUGUCCUGACUGUGGAAAGUGCUUUAAAAGCACUGGAGAACUGAUGUCCCAUCAACGUGCUCACACUGAUGAGCGACCAUUCAGAUGCACACACUGUGGAACUGGGUUCAAGAAAUCAUAUAACCUCACUGUACACCAGCGACUUCACACGGGGGAGAGGCCAUUCACUUGCUCAGAGUGUGGGAAAGGAUUUACUCAGUUAUACAACCUGCAGACACACCAGCGAGUUCACACAGGAGCACGACCAUUCACCUGCCCUGAGUGUGCGAAGGGAUUUACUCAGUCAGCCCACCUGAUGCUGCCAGACGUUUUGUCACCAUGUGAAGUUAAAUCAUCAGUAUAGCCUCCGAUGAACCGAUGUUAUUCUAUUUUGCUUGGAAUUUAUACUGUCUGGUCUGUUAUGGUGAGUACUGUCAUUUCCGGUUUUGAUCUGUACAUUAUGGUGAGUACUGUCAUUUCCGGUUUUGAUCUGUAUGGUACAGACCAGACAGUAUAAAUUCCAUGCGUCCUCCAAGGCAGACUUCGAGAUACACAACAAUGCAGGAAUGCUGAGCAGAGACUGAUAGCCAAGUUCCAUACCAAUGAAGACGGCCUCAACUGUGAUUUUGGGUUCAUGGCGUGCUACUUCUGACCCCACCACAUUAUUCUGUAUUUGUAAAAUCUUCCCUACCGUCCUGUUUUGACACCAUCACCUUGAUAAAUUGUUAUGAUCUCUCAACCUUAA
This is a messenger RNA of Rhincodon typus (whale shark), 1634 nucleotides long. Its product is annotated as gastrula zinc finger protein XlCGF17.1-like. NCBI's taxonomy places the organism in Eukaryota, Metazoa, Chordata, Chondrichthyes, Orectolobiformes, Rhincodontidae. Gene Ontology annotation, biological process: regulation of transcription by RNA polymerase II. The record is from RefSeq and is a predicted model, not a curated record. Gene Ontology annotation, molecular function: RNA polymerase II transcription regulatory region sequence-specific DNA binding; DNA-binding transcription factor activity, RNA polymerase II-specific. The transcript has 2 exons. Gene Ontology annotation, cellular component: nucleus. The coding region runs from base 279 to 1253 and encodes 324 amino acids.